GGCGCAUUCUACAGAAACUUAUCUGGUCACUCAGGUAGAGCAUUUCUGCUGAAACAGCAUCUCUUGACUAGGCCGACUGAGCGAUCAUUCCACAGAGCUUCCUUUUCAAUCCUCGUGGAAAAAAAUUGCAUUGGUUCCAAUUUGCACAUUAAGGAUCGCUGGCUCAUCUGAUUUAUCACGUGCCGAUCACACAUUCAACUCUCGGAAACUCCCACCAUGAAGUUAAUCCACUCACAUCUAGUCUACGAUCACGGAAAGAGUGUGGCUUCCAACUCUCAUCGAAAGAUGGCUAAAAAAGACUCUCCGACCAAGGCGAUCAAGGAGCUGGGCCACCAGAUUACCGAGAUGUCCGUCAACAUGAACUCGAGGAUGGACGAAAUAUCCAGCAAGGUCGACUCCAACUCGGUCAAGUUGGACGACUUGACAAGCAGGGUGGAGGCACUGGAAGAAGGGUCUCGUGCUUCAAGCAGCUCUUCGCACUACAGCAGCUAUCGCCCCAACUCUGCGGAUCCAUACCAAACGGGCGGUGCCAGAGGAUCUCCCCAGGGCGGCAAUUAGAGGCCAUAGGAGAUCAUACGAUGCUUUCUCUACAAAUAUGCUACUCGCUUCAUCCCCCUACUCUACUCAAUUCGAUUUGACGUGUCAAUUUCUAUUCUAUCGUCUUAUGUGCAAUAAAAGUGCUUUGCAGUGUUUAAUAAAGUCAAGCAUCAUCCCAUGA
This is a messenger RNA of Tigriopus californicus, 718 nucleotides long. RefSeq lists its product as uncharacterized. The coding region runs from base 217 to 558 and encodes 113 amino acids. The record is from RefSeq and is a predicted model, not a curated record. The transcript is spliced from 2 exons. NCBI's taxonomy places the organism in Eukaryota, Metazoa, Arthropoda, Copepoda, Harpacticoida, Harpacticidae.